AUGCAAAUUAAUAUACCAUUGAUCUUAUCGCUUCUUUCUGUAUCUCAAUUGGCAUUAGGAGACAAAGCCCCCAAGAUUAAAAAAAAUCCCAAGAAUGUGGUAGCCAUUGCGGACUUCCCAUUUGGAUUUGACAAUAAUGUCCAGGGUAACAUUGUGUUCACAGCCAAAAGAGGUAAGGCAGUCAAUGUCCACGUCGAUGUAACCGGGUUACCAAAGGAAGGAGGACCUUUCCAAUAUCAUAUUCAUGAAAACCUGGUUCCUUCGGAUGGUAAUUGUGACUUAGUGGGUUUGCACUUCAAUCCUUAUGACGCCCCACCAGAUUGUGAAGAUCAAAAGGAUGAUUCAUACUGUCAGGUGGGUGACUUGUCGGGGAAGCAUGGUUGGAUUGAUACCACAUGCUUCGAAACAAAAUACAACGACCCAUAUCUUUCGUUAAACAAGAAAUCCAAUUCCUACAUUGUCGGUAGAUCCGUCACUUUCCACUUUGCCAACUUGACCAAGUUUGCUUGUGCCGACAUUGAAUUAGCAUCAAACAUAAGAUUACAAAGCUUGCAAGACGAAUAUAAUUCUAACAGCAACUAUGAUCUUCAAGAAUUACAAAAGGACUUGGCAUCUGGUCUUGAGUUUAACCAAGAUUACAAAGAAUAUUCUUAUGAUGAGGAUGAGGUUGACAAGUACGAAGUAUUUGAUGAAGGUCCAGAUGCAGAUGACGAACCAGAAGUCGAAGACUCUAAGCCUGAAAAUGACUAUGCCGACGAUGACGAAGACAAUACAGAAGACACUAAAUCAAAGACUAAACUUAUAAACGAUGUGAAAUCGAGAAAUACUACUCACAAUGCAACUCACCCCCACAACGGUACUGAUUUGAUCCACAAUGGAAACCAUUCAAACGUUUCUUUAAAUGAGUAUAAUUCCGAAACCGAAAGUGGAUCUUCGACUUUUGGCUUGAGUAUUAGUUUAAUGAUUGGUUUAGGUGUCGUUACAGGAUUACUCAUUUAA
Debaryomyces hansenii CBS767 is the source of this 999-nucleotide messenger RNA. It is a transcript of the gene SOD6, whose product is annotated as Sod6p. Gene Ontology annotation, biological process: superoxide metabolic process. The transcript has a single exon. Lineage: Eukaryota; Fungi; Ascomycota; Pichiomycetes; Serinales; Debaryomycetaceae. Gene Ontology annotation, molecular function: metal ion binding. Bases 1 to 999 code for a protein of 332 amino acids. The record is from RefSeq and is a predicted model, not a curated record.